AUGGAGGCGGUGGCGAGCGCGGCUCCUCUCCGGAAGCCCAAGCCGGAACCCUUUGAAACCGGGGGGAACACGCGGGAGCGACCCCCCCGCGCUGUUACGAAUUCAGUUGGGGAGGCCGAUUACAGCGCCCUCUUCCAAAUCCUCCUGCUCGCCGGUCUCCUGAGCGCCAAGCGGUUCCCGUGCUUCCCCGAGUAUUGUCUCCAUGACCGGGACUACGAGGAGCUGCUGAAGAUCGCCCGGGACGGGCUGGAGCCCGCGGCUCACCCGGCGCACGUGGUCGUGGUGGGCGCGGGGAUCGGCGGGCUGACGGCAGCCAAGCUGCUCCGGGACGCUGGGCACAUGGUUACCGUUCUGGAAAGGAGCAGCAGGGUCGGGGGGCGGAUCCGGACGUACCGGCCUGAGGGACAGGACUGGUACGUGGAGCUGGGACCCAUGCGCCUGCCAAGCAAGCACAGGCUUGUCCGUGAAUUCAUCCGCCAGUUCAACCUGAAGCUGAACCCUUUCAUCCAGAGGGACAACAACACCUGGUACUUCCUGAGGGGUGCUCGGGUCAGGGCUGAGGAGGUGGACAGGAACCCCGACGUCCUGAAUUACACCGUGAAGCCGUCGGAGCGGGGCAAGAGCAGCGUCCAACUGUACCGGGAGGUCCUGAGCAAGGCUCUUAAGAAGUUCCAGACCACUGAUUGCAGUCAGUACCUGGCUCAACACGACUCCUUCUCCACCAAGGAAUAUUUGAUCAAGGUGGGGGGGCUGAGCCGAGGAGCUGUUGACAUGAUUGGUGACUUGCUGAACGAGAACUCGGGGUUUUACCUCUCCUUCCUCGCCUCGCUGUGGGACUUCGACAUCUUCUCCGAUGAGAGUUUUGAUGAAAUCACCGGGGGGUUUGACCAGCUGCCCAGAGCCUUCCACAAGGCGCUGCCCGACGUCGUCCGCUUCAACUGCACCGUGGAGAAGGUCAUGACGAAGGGCGGCAAAGUCCGAGUGUUCUACCGUGCUCCGGACACGCUCGCCCCGAGCGUCAUCACUGCGGAUUACGUCCUGGUCACCUCCAGUGCCAAGGCUACCAGGCACAUCCAGUUCCUCCCGCCGCUGUCCCCCGCCAAGGCCCACGCCCUGCGCUCCAUCAACUACGCGAGCGCCUCCAAAAUCGUCCUGGCGUGCUCCGAGAAGUUCUGGGAGAAGGAUGGGAUCCGCGGGGGCUACUCCGUCACCGACCGCCCUCCCCGCUUCAUCUACUACCCCAGCCACAACUUCUCCAGUGGGGUGGGCGUCAUCCUGGCUUCCUACACCUGGAACAGCGACGCCGAGUUCUUCCUGCCCCUCACGGACGACAGGUGCCUGGACGUGGUGCUCCAAGACCUGGCGGACAUCCACCAGGUGAGCAAGGAGUACCUGCAGUACACCUGUGACCAGCACGUCAUCCAGAAGUGGAAGCUGGACCGACACUCGCUGGGGGCUUUCGCUGCCUUCACCCCCUACCAGUUCGUGGACUACUCGCAGGCGCUGUUCGCUCACGAGGGCCGGCUCCACUUCGCCGGGGAGCACACGGCCCAGCCCCACGCCUGGAUCGACACCGCCAUGAAGUCGGCCAUCAGGGCGGCCGGCAACAUCCACCACGAGAGCGGCGAAGCCGCGGCGCCGGACGGCGAGCGGCUUGGGAGGCCCGCGCGGAGGGAAGAGCUCUGAGCACGCCCCAGCCGUCUCCCGGCGGUGCGAAUCCGGUCCUUUCCGAGGAAAAGCAGCGGAAUUCGCCGGCAGCGAGAG
Vidua macroura (Pin-tailed whydah) is the source of this 1764-nucleotide messenger RNA. RefSeq names its product interleukin 4 induced 1 (gene IL4I1). Gene Ontology annotation, molecular function: polyamine oxidase activity; L-amino-acid oxidase activity. The record is from RefSeq and is a predicted model, not a curated record. Lineage: Eukaryota; Metazoa; Chordata; Aves; Passeriformes; Viduidae. Gene Ontology annotation, biological process: amino acid catabolic process.